AUGGAAAAUUAGUAACCUAGUUCAGAGUAGUAAAAGUAAACAAAUCUACAAAAUAAGCCAGCUGAGAUACAAGUCUAAAAUUAGACAGGCGAGAAUACUAAACCAAAUGAAUAAGAAAUUAUACAACCACCUAAGCUAGAUGAUUAACAAAAGAAGGUUGAUGAGGAAAGUAAAGAUUAGCAAUAAACCAUAAAUGAGCCCAUAAAAGUUAUCCUUUCACUGAUUAUCAACAGGUUAAGAAUCAUGGAAAGAAAUAUUGCUGUUUAUAAUGAUGAUUUAAGGGAAGAACAUAUUCAGAGGGAGAUCAAAUUAGCUAGAAUCAAUCAGGAGAUUAAUCAGCUUUAUGACGAAUAUGCAAUGUUUAUGGUCAAAGAAGAUGAUCUUUAAGAGCUUGAAAAGAGGAUUAAAGUAGAGAUUGACUAUAAUCUAAUAAGGAUAUUAGAGAAUAAACUUAAGAUGGAUAAGGAAGUAUACAUAAUGAGAAAGAAGCUUUACGAGCGUACAGUGAGAAUGCGAGAGUUAUAAGUCAAAGUUUACAAUCUUAAGCAAGAAAAGAAAGAUCACUUACUCUAGUUGAAAGAUUAGGAAAAUAAAAUAGAGGAACGAGAAAAGGAAAUUCGAAGGCUCUAGGAUAUUGUUUAUGAUGUUACCACUCUAAACAUCAAGCCUAAUUUUGCAAUGGGAUCUAAUAAACUGAGUGUUCCAAAAUAUAAGAAUUAUGAUUAAUACAUGAUAAAUCAGCAAAAGGAUCUUCAACAUUAGAAGUAUUACCUUGACAACUAGACAUUGAAAUUCGGGCGUAAAUAGGGAGAAGUUCUUAAAGAUGGGAUUUGGUAGACUUAAUUGAUGGGAGGUAGUAAAAGCAAUAAAAAUCUAUUGUAAAACACUGGUCAAUAAGUUUUGGGUGCAAGCGGUGGAAGAGGAUUUCUUUAAGGAAUGAGUCUCUCAGACCUAUUGCCAGACUCUUGGAUAAACAAUAAAUAUCUUAGCACUGUAGAAAAACCAAGACUUGAAGACACUGUUAAUGACAGAGAGUCGUAUGGAGAAGGAGGAAGCUCUUAUAAAUCCAACUCUUAUAAAAGCAAAGAUCUCUCGCCGAGAUCAUCUGAUAUUGUUAGGAAUAAUCAAGUCAACAGAAAUUACUAUUGA
Molecule: messenger RNA, 1149 nt
Organism: Stylonychia lemnae
Lineage: Eukaryota; Ciliophora; Spirotrichea; Sporadotrichida; Oxytrichidae
Source: the annotation of a GenBank genome assembly